Molecule: messenger RNA, 1179 nt
Organism: Fusarium keratoplasticum
Lineage: Eukaryota; Fungi; Ascomycota; Sordariomycetes; Hypocreales; Nectriaceae
Exons: 5
Coding region: 1-1179 (392 amino acids)
Source: RefSeq, a predicted model, not a curated record
AUGGCGAUCCUCUUUGCUCGAAGACCCCCUCACGGGGAUGUGACUCAACUCCCCACGACGCCUCGCCAGAGCGCGGUCGUGGUUCUCACAUUUUUGUUCCCAGCGAUUUCCCUGGUGAUAUUUUCCUUGAGAGCGUAUGGAAGGCUCAAGACUCGUCAGUGGGGAAUUGAUGACUACCUCUGUGGAUUUGCAACGUUAUUGGCGUUGGUCAUGAUGGGCCCGACUUACAUGUAUAUCAAGCUCUCGUUUGUCGGCUUCCAUAACUACGAGGUUCCGCAGCCUUACGAUGCCGCGCCGGGUUUAUGGUGGUUCUACGUGGCCCAGAUGAUCUACAAUCCCAUCCUGGCCUUUGUCAAGGCGUCCGUCCUGGUCUUUCUCCUGAGACUGGGGGGUCAGAAAAAGGCCGUGAGAUGGAGUAUCCACGGGUUGAACAUCUUUAACGUCCUGCAUGCCAUUUCGGUCUUCUUUGUGGCACUUCUGCAGUGUCUGCCGAUCGAGGCAAACUGGGAUUUUGCGGUCAAAGCUAAUGCUGUUUGCGUCGCAAGGGAGUUCCACGUAAUCGCGAGUAUUCUGACAAUUUUGACCGACUUUCUUGUCCUGGGUAUCCCUUUCUGGAUCUUCCUGGGGCUGAAGAUGCCCAUGGGGACAAAGGUGGCGCUCAUCGGCGUCUUCAUGGUUGGUCUUGUCGUUAUAAUCGUUGCACUCAUUCGACUUGUCGAGAUCUGCAAGAUCUACUACGCUUCGAAACCGACCGAUGACUUCUUCUACUCCAUCACGAUCGUGUACUCGACCAUCGAAGUCAACCUCGCAAUCAUCUCCGCGUCCGUCCCCGCCCUACGAUAUCUAGUCCGAAACUGGUUUCCCCAGCUCUUUGGGAGCUCAGCCAAGGGCAAAUACGACACGAGCGGGCAAAUGUACUACGGCCAAGCCUCGCGCACCGGAGCUCGCACGACGGAUCACAUCGGACUCAAGGACAUACGAGGUUCGCGCCAUCAUACCGAGAUUCGAAGCGAGUCCCCGACUGGAUCUGAGGAGGAGAUCAUGACUUACAACGGAAUCAUUCGGACCAUGGACGUUCAUCAGUCUUAUUCGCAGGCUGGUCCUACAACCAUCAAUUCACGAGACUCAGGCAGUUUCAACAUGAAGCAGCCGGUGACAACACAGUCGAGCAGUUUAUAA